Symsagittifera roscoffensis is the source of this 8188-nucleotide messenger RNA. RefSeq names its product phospholipid-transporting ATPase ABCA1-like. Gene Ontology annotation, biological process: lipid transport; transmembrane transport. Gene Ontology annotation, molecular function: ABC-type transporter activity; lipid carrier activity; ATP binding. Gene Ontology annotation, cellular component: membrane; intracellular membrane-bounded organelle. The coding region runs from base 383 to 7816 and encodes 2477 amino acids. The record is from RefSeq and is a predicted model, not a curated record. The transcript is spliced from 9 exons. Lineage: Eukaryota; Metazoa; Xenacoelomorpha; Acoela; Convolutidae.
AUAGUUUCAGCUGAACCGGCGGAGAAACGAGAAACUGCGCGCUUAUAAAAACCGUGUGCGCAUUUAAUUCACCACUGUAUUUAAAUUGUGUUCCUCGCUUCACAAAAUUUUUAAGCCUAAUGUUAGUGGCGUUUUGUUCACGUAUUUGGCAUCAAUAUUUCUGUUUAACAAAAAUAAUUUGGUAUAAAUAUUAGCAGAGAGCUUAUAUGUGUUUAGUUUGCUUACUCUGUUUGGCUUGGCAUUCGUAAAUUGUAUAAAAUAAUAGUCUGUAACUUUUGUUUGGUUUUAAAAACAAAUUAUUUUUGCUUCUGUGUAUUUGCGUCGAAAUUCUCAGAGGUCAGACACAUAUAUCAAAACAAACUUUACUGCACUUCAUUUUUAAAUGAAGAAAUUCAAGAAAAAGAGUCUUUUCUGGAAGCAGUUGCAGACAUUAUUAUGGAAGAACUUGACCUUGAAACGCCGUGGGUGGGGGUUUCUGAUUCUGGAAGUUGUCUGGCCAUUGGUUCUUUUUAUGGUUAUCGUCUCGGUUCGGCACGUAAGACCAGCUGUGAACAAAAGUGCAUGUCACCUUCAGCCAAAAGCGUUACCCUCAGCGGGGCUUCUACCGUUUCUGGAAUCCCUAAUUUGCACCGUGGAGAACCGAUGCUUCAAAACACCUCCGGAGUCUCUGGAUGACAGUCCGCCCCUGGAUGAUCUAGUGAAUUCCUUCUCGACACUCUUUUCAGACGAAAGAUUUGUGGACAACGUACAAUGGCUUAUAGACGACGGGAUUGAACCGCUCCUUCUCCCGGGAGGGUUCUUCAACGUCUCCGCUGUGGACGGACUCAGUCCCGAAACGCGAGAUGCCUUAGAGGGCUCUCGUUUCGACCUCGGUGGUUUCCUGACAACUGAGACAGCUGUCAAUCUAGCCGAGACUCUGGUUGAUGCGGCUGCAGGUGAUGAAACGUUUCUGUGCUACGACAAUGGAAAUGGCCAGUUCCCCACUUACAUCAAACUUCCCAGGGAUGCCAAUCGAACUCAGGUGGAGGCUGAAGUUUGUGCCCUGAAUGACGACCAACUUGGAAAUCUUCUGAGUCCAGUGACCGCUGUACUGGAGAACAUAACUCAGGAUGAAAAAUUUGCUGAAAGGUUGUUGGAUAUCUACUAUGCAGUGGACGACUCAAAAAUCCUGCAGUCUCUGGACGAAACGAACGAGUUCUUCUUGGAGUUGCUGUCAUUGGGUGAUCUCACUUCAGGCGGCGAUGAGACUAACACUGCACUGAACAAGUACUUGUCUCAAUUUGUGUGUGGACUAGAUUCAGUUCUUGCUCUGGAGGUCGACGGAGUUGGUUCUGCCGAUGAAGUGGAACAGCAAGCCGAGGAAUUAGGUCUGGAACUUGAACCAAAAGAGUUCGAGCGCGACGACGAAAUUUCCGAUCACUGCAAUGAUGUCUUUGAACAGUUUCAAGCCAAUAUUGUCCUUAGCAAUAUUUGGAAUUAUGUCAAACCUAUAAUUAUUGGAGAACUUCUGUUCACGCCAAAAACUCCAGCUGCCAUUCGAAUUAUUAAACAAGUUAACAAAACGUUCGAGGAAGUGGCAAACGUCUUCGAAGCCUUGGACAUGAUUAACGACACUCGCGACGAGUUUUUUCAACAGCUGUACGACUACUUUGAGGAUCCGAAUGCAAACGAUAUACCUCUGCUCACUUUUAUUGUAGACUUGGCUCCUACUUUUUUUGAUUUUGCUGAGCUAAACGAGACUGCAGACCAAUUUUUCUCGAACGACCCCAAUGUAACCACCUGGCAGGAUUUUUUCAACACAACACUAGAUCUGAUAAAUUACUUUGACGAUCUGGCUUCGUGUUUUUCAACAGACAGAUUCAUCGGAUUUGACUCUGAGCAGGAACUCGAAGAGCAUGCUGCAGUGAGGCUGGAUUCCAACAAAAUCUGGGCGGGGUUUGUGUUCCAAAACACAGACGAUCCAGUUUCAGAUGAAAUUCCGAAGCUACUGAAGUACAAAAUCAGGAUGAGAGAUGGACGAGUUGACGACACUGAUAUUCUUAUUGACGAUGUUUGGUUCCCGAACCCUCGAAGAAACCCAGUGAUGGAUAUCAAGCCAAUCACUUCGGGUCAAAUAUACCUGACCGACCUUCUCGAGAAAGCAAUCAUUGACCUUCAGGCUUCGCCGUCAUACAAGAAGACAGGAACAUGGGUUAAACAGUUUCCCAGUCCCUGUUAUAAACAAGAUGAGUUCUUGUAUGCUAUCUCGGGAACUAUUCCUCUGUUCAUGACGCUUGCUUGGCUGUUCAGUGUAGGCAUGAUUGUAAAAGGCAUCGUCUACGAAAAAGAAACGAGGCUUAAGGAAGUGAUGAAAGUUAUGGGGCUGGGUAAUACAAUCCACUGGGUAUCUUGGUUCAUAACUUCAUUCAUCAUCCUUUUCGUCGCCGGUAUUGUUCUGUCAUUUAUUCUCAAGUUUGGAGACGUUUUGGCCAAAAGCAAUAUUUUUGUCAUCAUAUUUCUAUUCUUUUCCUACGUCAUUCCAACUAUCACGUUCUGCUUUUUAAUUUCUGUUUUCUUCUCGAAAGCCAAUCUCGCCUCAGCAGUAGCAGGAAUAGUCUUUUUUGUCCUGUAUCUUCCGUAUGUUCUUUACCUCGCAUGGGACGAACAAAUUGACUCAAAUGGUCCGAAAUACCUCUUAUGUCUUUCCUCUAACGUUGCGUUUGGUUUCGCUUGCACUUACUUUGCCUUCUUCGAACAACAGGGUACCGGGGUGCAAUGGAGCAACUUAGGCGACAGUCCUGUUUAUGAUGAUGAUUUCAGCAUGGGAAAAGUCAUUUUCAUGAUGUACGUCGAUGCUGUGAUCUAUCUACUUCUGGCUUUGUACAUAGAACAAGUUAACCCUGGAGCAUAUGGUGUGCCAAAGAAAUGGUAUUUUUGCUUCCAGAAGUCUUUCUGGUGCGGCAGUGAAGGUCCUCAAAAGGGAUCCAACAAUAUUUCUUUCGAUCCGAGUUUCAAGUUGACCGGUGAGAAUCUGGAAACGGAAACGGAAGGCGCCGAAGUAGGAGUUCAGAUCCGAGACUUAGUGAAGAUAUACUCGACUGGAAACAAAGUAGCAGUCAAUGGUCUGUCGCUUAACUUCUACAAGAAUCAGAUCACUUCCUUCUUAGGACACAACGGUGCUGGCAAGACGACAACUUUGUCGAUUUUAACUGGACUGUUUCCUUCUACAUCUGGAACUGCGUUUGUAAACGGUCUCGAUGUCAGUGAAAGCAUGGACACUAUAAGACAAAGUGUAGGCAUGUGUCCUCAAUACAACGUGCUGUUUGGAAAGUUGACUGUGAUGGAGCAUCUCAAAUUCUACGGCAGUCUGAGAGGCAAGAGUUCCUCAAGCAUCAGCAAAAUGGCGGUCAGACUUCUAGGUGACUUAAAUCUACCUCACAAAGCAGACGAAAUGUCCAAGAACCUAUCAGGCGGCAUGAAGAGAAAAUUAUCUGUGGCUAUUUCGUUCAUCGGGGAUAAUAAAACUGUCAUUUUGGACGAGCCGACAGCAGGUGUUGAUCCCCACAGUCGAAGAGGGAUCUGGGAGCUCCUCUCCAAGUACAAAGAAGGCAGAACUGUAAUUCUCUCCACGCACCAUAUGGACGAGGCUGAUGUUCUGGGAGACCGAAUCGCAAUCAUCGCAAACGGAAAGUUGCAAUGUUGCGGUACCUCGAUGUAUUUGCGGAAACAGUUUGGAAAAGGAUAUCAGUUGACCAUGGCGAGAGAUUUAAAAGCAGAUACCAAAGAGGAAUUCGACAGACAACGUGAGUACUAUGACCCAUCUAUUGAUGGACCUUACGAGGAAAAACACGCAGUCCAGAACUCUCAAUUCGAUCGUGACACUGAAAAGAACAUCACUAAGUUCGUUCGCAGCAUCUUCCCCGAUGUCAACCUUGCCAAAAAUAUUGGAACUGAAUUGACGUAUACGUUGCCGUAUUCUGGUCUGGGGUCUGGAAUAUACUCCAAACUUUUCAGAGAGCUUGAAAAGAACAAAAAGAGCUUGGGAAUAUCUGAAUACGGAUUGUCAGAUUCAUCGCUUGAGGAUAUCUUCAUAGAAGUCGCUGAUCAGGCUCCGGAUUCAACUGCAAACGAUGACAGAUUCCCAAAACGCAGGGGAAGAUUUAGGUCACUGAAAAUUUUUGCCGACUUGAAAAAACGUAAAGUGCGUACUGAACAAAUUGAAAUAGCUGCUAAUGGAAACACUAAUGGAAGUGUCCAUUUCGACAACUCGGGAAAAGAUUCCGACACUGAAUCAGAAAUGAGCGGAUCCUCGUCUUAUAGUGGGAAUAAUCAAGUUGUCCUCCAUAUUCGAGACUCGAACAGACAUGCUGCUAAAGCAUUCGCUGAUGAGAACGUUCCAAAAGUGAAAGGCGCCCGACUGUUUUGGCUCCAAUUUCAGGCUCUCUACAUAAAAAGAUUUCAUCAUCUUCGAAAGGACCGAAAAGCGUUCCUUUCGCAGAUUCUUUUGCCAGCUUUGUUUGUUCUCUUGGCCAUGAUUUUCACUCUAAUUGUUCCGGACGACUCGAAUCAAAAACCACUGGUACUCAAUCCAUAUAUCUAUGGCGAUAACAAGUAUAUAUUCUAUUCUGAUUCAUCAACUCAAGGUGAAAAAGAAGCAAUGAGAAGUUUGGUUCAAGAUAUGGUAAAAUUCCCACAUCACAGUACGAGAUGUAUCGAUGGAUACUCGAUCAAAGGUCAUUCGUGUCAGAUAAGUGCUAGCCCAGGAUCCUUCAUAGAUACCGGCUACAGAACCAAUCGGCCGUCUGAUUGUGACUGUUCUACGGGUUACCAACAGUGCGACGCCAAUGCUGCAGGUGGGACCCCGAAAUAUAAGAAACUAGACACGACUGAAAUACUUCAAAACUUGACCGGUUGGGAUUUAUCAGACUACAUAAUGAAGACUAGGAUUGACAUGCGGUUGCGAAGAUUCUACGGUUUUGAAUUUGAGGGUGAGAAUAAUGACUACGAUUUGAACGAAAACGACUUCGUUCUAGCAGCGCAAGACGCUGAAGAUUUGGUCCAGGACAACGACCUCCUUGCCUACAAUUAUUCGAACGGUUUCCAAUGGCAAGAAGUUAUCGAUGAUCUUAACACCGUUUUGAAUGAUUCGAUUGCUGUGCGUAAUGUCAAAGUGUGGUGGAAUAACAAAGCUCACCAUAUGUUGUUGAGUUCUACAAACGCGUUAAACAACUUGAUUCUCAGAAACUCACUUUGGGACAAUGCUAGCAUAAACCCCGAUGAGUAUGGAAUCAUUAGUACUUCCCAUCCAUUCAAAAUGACCGUGAGUCAACUUUCGGAUGACCUGUUGAACCGCAGUGGUCGGGAUCUCAUCGUCGGUAUUUGUGUCAUUUUCGCUAUGAGUUUCGUGCCCGCUAGUUUUGUUCUUUAUCUCAUUUCGGAACGGACCUCGAAAGCCAAACAUUUGCAAUACGUAAGCGGUGUGCACCCUUCUAUCUUCUGGACAGGGACUUUUAUUUGGGACAUGACAAACUACCUAAUUCCGGCUUUGAUUUGUAUCAUAAUUUUCCUUUGCUUCCAAGCUGAAUCUUACGUCAGCGGAGCCAACUUCCCUUGCCUGUGUCUUCUUCUUUUCCUGUACGGCUUCUCGGUGAUACCUUUGAUGUACCCGUUCAGUUAUCUGUUCAGCAUUCCAAGCACAGCUUACGUGCUAUUGACCGGAAUCAACGCCUUCAUAGGCAUAAACUGUACAACUGCAACUUACAUCUUGGACUUUUUCCCAGAUGACCAAGGUCUUACAAACGUGAACAGUUUCCUCAAGAAGGUUUUCCUCAUUUUCCCCCAGUACUGUCUAGGUAGGGGUCUCUUCGAAAUGGCUUUGAACCAACUGACCGCGGAUGCCUUGAGCGAGUUUGGCGAAUACGAGUUCCAAAAUCCGUUGACGUACGACAUAGCAGGCAAACAUGUGUUCGCGAUGUUCAUGCAAGGUAUCUGCUUCUAUAUCCUAGUUCUUGCAAUCGAGCAUAUUUAUGUGUUCAGACGGAUGUUCCUAAAGCCAAAAUCAUCGCAAUCUAUGUUUGAAGACGAUUGGGAACCUGAAAACAUUGAAGAAGAUGUAAAACAUGAAGAGGACAGCGUUAAAAGCGGUGCGCAUGAUAGCGAUCCCGUGAUUGUCAAAAAUUUGAGGAAAGAAUACAAGAAAGGAAUUGUAGGCUCUGACAAUCUUGUUGCUGUAAAGAAUCUAUCUUUUCACGUUCCAAAAGGAGAAUGCUUCGGACUUCUGGGUGUCAAUGGAGCUGGAAAAACAUCGACUUUUAACAUGCUCACAGGUGAUGUUGUUCCGACAUCUGGGAAAGCUGCUCUGACUGGCUUCGAUGUUGUAACUCAACUGAACGACUCGCGGAAACGUCUCGGAUUUUGUCCUCAAUUUGACGCCUUGGACAAUCUUCUGUCGGUGCGUGAACAUCUCAUGCUUUAUGCACGACUGAGAGGAAUUGAGCCCAAAAGUGUGAGCAAUGUUGCGGAAGGUGUGAUUGAGAAGAUGGGGCUGAGAAAAUAUGUGGACAAACAGGCGGGUACUUUGAGUGGAGGCAACAAGAGGAAGCUCUCAACUGCGAUUGCCUUGGUGGGCAAUCCUCAGAUCAUUUUCCUAGAUGAACCUACUUCGGGAAUGGACCCGAAAGCACGCAGGUACCUGUGGCAAUGCAUCCACGACGCAGUGCAAGAAGGCAGAUCUGUUGUGCUGACAUCCCACUCCAUGGAAGAAUGUGAGGCCCUGUGCACCCGUCUGGCCAUAAUGGUCAAUGGACAGUUCAAGUGUCUGGGAUCCACUCAGCACAUCAAGACCAAAUAUGGAGACGGAUAUGUUGUGCAUGUCAAGAUGCAAGUGGGGCUGAGCGACUACAUACACAACUACUUCAUGGACUUGUAUCCCAACGCACAGGUUCUGGACUCCCUGUCGUCGCUGAUGGUGUUCCAGGUACCCCAGCAGGAUGCCACUCUGUCGGCCAUGUUCGAGGCCCUGGAAAGGGGCAAGGGGGUCCAAGUGGAGGACUCAGAUGGCAAGAAAGUGGGGCUAAUCGAAGACUACUCCAUCAGUCAAACCACACUCGAUCAGGUCUUCAUCAAUUUCGCCAGUGAACAGAAUGACGAUAUGUUGCCCGUGAAAUCCAAAGCGAACAAACAACCCAAACGCAAAUUCAAACCCCUCACACUGCGAACACAAAACGGACAAGGUCAUCCCAGGUCAAACCAGAUGGCAGCAGGAGGAAGUUCAUUUCCUAAGUUUUCAUCGAUUGGUAAAACGGAGGUGGACGAGGAUGGUCUUCUGGAUAAUAUGUCGAUUAGUUCGGGUUAUAGUAACAAUACCAGUGCUGCCAGUCUAGCACACGUCAUGGUGAGACCAGGAAGCGCCGCAUCAACCCACACAAACGUAAGUGAGCCAACUCCUCUUGACGACGAGGUGCCUAGACAGGACUCGCUAGUUUCCUUCACCCCCCGUGAACGUGUUUCAAAUCUGGACCAGUGGGGAGCUGGAGGGGCAGGGGGGUCUCUAUUUUUUAACAAUGAUGCUUUCCAGAAUGAGGAGGACACGCCAAUAAGUGUCAAAAAGGGAUCUGGAGUGAUGGAUUCUAAUAAAGUGCUACCAACCUACGAUGAAAACAGCGAUGCCCCGUAUGUGCCGAAAAUACAAGUACCCCCAGCUGCCCAAAACGGUCACGCGAAUGGAGAUCUUAUUGACGUAACUCCAACGGCACCUCCAAACCAUACAAAUGGCUCCAGUGAGACUGAGUUUGGAAGCCAGAAUGGAUUUGAAUUAGACGCAGAAGAUACGCGAUAAGCAAAAAGGCGGUGGCUUGCGGAAAAAACUGCGAAAAAAAACUAAAUUACUGCAAACUAAAUCUACAUUCAAAAAAAUUUUAUCCACUCUCCUAUCCGUAAAACCAUACGACAUAUAAUUAGGGCGAUUUCGUUGCACAUUUAUUAACCAUUUUGAGCUUAUUUGUUGUUAGCACUUUAAAAUUUUUAAGUUACAACUCAGGACUUAUUUUAAAAAUAACUCCUACGCAAGCGUGCUUGAUAUACUUAACUGACCGCAAAUUAGUUGAAAGAAAAUUUUAUUAAUUCAAAACUAGAUAAAUGCAUUGUAAAUACAGUUCUUUCCUGUAAAUCCUUGAGUUUCAUUUUUUUCAAAUCAUACCUGUAAUUAAUU